Messenger RNA from Prunus armeniaca (apricot), 1077 nucleotides. NCBI's taxonomy places the organism in Eukaryota, Viridiplantae, Streptophyta, Magnoliopsida, Rosales, Rosaceae. The record is from the annotation of a GenBank genome assembly.
AUGGCCGGCUAUGAUUACGGUUAUAGAUCAGGUUACUCUAACAGCAAGGGGGCAGGACCACACCCCAAUGAAUGGAGCAAGACAAGCUAUGCAGAUGAUGAGUGUCGUACAGUCAUCGUUGAUGCUGACGGAACACAAAGAACAAUCAUUGGUUGCACUCCCCUCCAUAAUCCAGAGGCCUAUGUAACAAAAACUGAGACAAUCAUUCAGGAACGUAUUCUCGGCCCUGUGUUCCCGGCUGCAUACAAGCAUAGCUCUCCUUCCACAGUGGUUGUUGAACCAGUGAAACAGUACGGGUAUGCUGAUGACAAGUGGCGUAGGCCUUCAAGCCCUGUGAAAGGUUACGGCUACUCUGCUGACGAUCACAAGCUGCGUAGGCCUUCAAGCCCUGAGAAAGGUUAUGGUUAUUCUGUUGAUGAUCACAACAAGCUGCGUAGGCCUACAAGCCCUGUGAAAGGUUAUGGUCAUCCUGUUGACGAUCACAACAAGCUGCGUAGGCCUUCAAGCCCUGUGAAAGGUUAUGGUUAUCCUGUUGAUGAUUACAACAAGCUGCACAAGCCUUCAAGCCCUGUGAAAGGUUAUGGUUAUGCUGCUGAUGAUCAAAGGUUGCGCAGGCCUUCCAGCCCCGAACAUGAUUAUCCGCGGGAAGUUGGUAAUUUCCUCACCAAAGUCCACACUGAAGCAAGCCGUGAUCAACCCUCAAGGGUUGGACCCUUGAGCGGUGUAAACUGGCGCCAACCGCCCCAUCAAACCGGGCAUAAUGGCACUACAGGCUAUGGUGAUUAUAGUGACUACAACAACAAACCAUUGUACAAGCCAAAUGGAAACACCAACUACAAUGACUACCACCGCAAAAAUGAUAGUGGCAGCACGGGACCAACCAUUAUAUCCAACGGUGCUAGGCCAAUCCGUUCGACAUGGGCUCCACCAGCUCCCGGUCGCGAGGGAAGACUUACCACCCCAACAGAUGACAUUGAGACAGCCUUGCGCUUCUUGAAGGAAAGUGCAAAGCGAGAUGAAUAUCAGACAGAUGCUGCAAAGCGAAAUGUCAGAUUCAAUGUGCCAUCAUGGCCAUGA